AUGUCCCGCCAAAUCAACCAACCGAUCAAUCAAGUCCGGCUUACGAAUGUGGCAGUGGUUCGUAUGAACAAGGGCGGGAAACGCUUCGAGAUUGCCUGCUACCGCAACAAGGUGAUGGAUUACCGUCAAGGUUUGGAGACGGAUUUGAGUGAAGUCUUGCAGACGGAUCGUAUUUUUGCCAAUGUCAGUAAAGGCGAAUUUGCCAAACAUGCCGAUUUGCAAAAAGUAUUUGGCACAAAAAAUGAAGAAUCCAUCGCCCAGACCAUUUUGACCAAAGGGGCGCUGCAAGUGAGCGAUUUGGAACGUCAAGCGCAAUUGGAAAAUACACUGGCACAAAUUGCUACGUGGGUCGCCAGUCAUUGUGUCCAUCCUACAUCGCAACGACCGUAUACUAUUUCGCAAGUCAAGUACGCACUGGGCAAACAGUACCAAGUCCAACCGCACAAACCCAUCAAAAAACAAUAUUUGGAUUGUGUCAAAUUUUUAAAAACCAAAAUUCCGAUUGAACGAGCCAAAAUGGAAUUGGCUCUUUCUUAUUCCACAACUACUCCAGAAGCACAAGAACAACUGGAGAAACUCAUUGCGGACCAUGAAUCACUCAGUCUUACACAACAAACAAGCAACAGCGACAACGAAUUGACCCGAUGUGUCUUGUUGGCCGAUCCCAGUUUGUACCGUCUCCUGGAUGAUUUGGCCAAGACGUUGCCUGAGGGCAAGUUAGAAAUUCUACGACAAGUUGUGACACUCGAAGGCGAUGUCGAUCUAGAAAUGGAAAUUGAACGCAAAAAUCAAUUGCAGCAGCAGCAACAGCAACAACAACAAUCAUCCAAUAAGAAAGAAGAGGAUAGCAGUGAGGAAGAUACUGCUGCUGCCAUUUUAACCCAGCAAAUGGCUCGAAAGGCAACUAUUCAAGAUGACGACGACGACAGCAAUGACAGCCAAGAAGAAACAGCCCCUCCAAACGAUGAUGAUGGUGACGACGACGACGAGAUCAUGGUGGUUCCCGUCAAUUCUCGCAAACAAAAGAAGAAACAGAACAAAAAAGCCAAACGAAGACAACAGCAGCAACAGCAAUCAUCCAACGCACAAGACGAUGACAGCAGUGAAGAAGAGGAUGCUGAUGCACAAGUGGCUCCAAAGGCAACGAUCGAAAACGACAGCGACGACGACGAGAGCCAAGAAGAAGCACCGCCUCCAAACGAUGACGACGAGAACUUGGUCAUUGCCGCCAAUCGUAAACAACAACAACAACAACAAUCCAAACAAAACAAGAAGCUAAGCAAAAAGGCCAAACGACGACUACGAGAAGAACAAGCCGAACGAGACGCACAAAAACAAGCCGAACAGCAACGACAAGCGGAACGCAACAAGCUUCAGCCGAUUGUCCAGGCCAAUGCCGCAGUCGCAGCGGAAUCAGCAACUACAGGCGCCGUCAAAUCCUGCAACACGUGUGGCGGCAGUUUUCCCAAUGCGGCCGCUUAUCGUGCCCAUUUCAAGAGCGAUUGGCAUCGAUUCAAUCAAAAACUGAAAAUGGCGGGACGGCCACCCGUUAGUGAACGAGAAUUCACACUCUGUGAUGCCGAAUCCUUCUUUGGGGCGUCCUAA
Messenger RNA from Seminavis robusta, 1605 nucleotides. NCBI's taxonomy places the organism in Eukaryota, Bacillariophyta, Bacillariophyceae, Naviculales, Naviculaceae. The record is from the annotation of a GenBank genome assembly.